Balaenoptera ricei (Rice's whale) is the source of this 2254-nucleotide messenger RNA. It is a transcript of the gene ENTPD5, whose product is annotated as ectonucleoside triphosphate diphosphohydrolase 5 (inactive). Gene Ontology annotation, biological process: nucleoside diphosphate catabolic process. The record is from RefSeq and is a predicted model, not a curated record. The transcript is spliced from 17 exons. NCBI's taxonomy places the organism in Eukaryota, Metazoa, Chordata, Mammalia, Artiodactyla, Balaenopteridae. Gene Ontology annotation, cellular component: membrane. The coding region runs from base 592 to 1878 and encodes 428 amino acids. Gene Ontology annotation, molecular function: UDP phosphatase activity; GDP phosphatase activity.
UCUCCCCUAAGGAGGCUUGGCUUCGCGGCGGGUCCCGCCGGCGCGCCGCGGUCGUCAGAGCGCCGCUCCCGCCGGGUUUGCAGCGUUUCGCGUCUCGCCCGUGCGUCCUCUUCUUCCCUCGCGCUGCAGCCACCGUGGCCGCCUCGCUCUCGUCCCUGCUCCGCCUCUCCCGAAGCUGCCCCCGACUCUUUGGGUUUCCUUCUCCCUUUUCUGGCUUUUAACUCUUGCUAAUUCCGUAAGGGAUGGCGCAGCCAACGGGCUUCCCAGGCCAAACAUUUUUUGUUUGCAUGGUGCCUGGUCAACAUAGAAAUGUGGAGUGUCUCGGCUGAAUCCUCUUGCAGACAAGAUCAUUAUGGUCCUGGUAGGUAGGGCAAGUAUCUGGAUGUGAGGUUGAAAAAGUGAUACAUUAGUUGAAGGAAACAAAGCGGAAAGCCUAGAAGGAAAAGAAGAUAUUGUUCUUUAGAUUGAUCUACAUGACCAGCCUAGUUGCUGUAAAAGAAGAAUCCACCAAAGGGAGUGAUUUAAGAUCCACUGCAGGUGUGUUAGCAGCACUGCUUCUGUAACAAAAGACUCACUACAUCUUGGAAGAGAAUGGCCAUUUCCCAGGGGGCAGCCUUUUUCAUGCUGGUAGUGUCCUGUGUUUGCAGCACUGUCUUCCACAGAGACCAGCAGACUUGGUUUGAGGGUGUCUUCCUGUCUUCCAUGUGCCCCAUCAAUGUCAGUGCCAGCACCUUGUAUGGAAUUAUGUUUGAUGCAGGGAGCACUGGAACUCGAAUUCAUGUUUACACCUUUGUGCAGAAAUUACCAGGACAGCUUCCGAUUCUGGAAGGGGAAAUUUUUGAUUCUGUGAAUCCAGGACUUUCUGCUUUUGUAGAUCAGCCUAAGCAGGGUGCUGAGACUGUUCAAGAACUCUUAGAGGUGGCCAAAGACUCAAUCCCUCGAAGUCACUGGAAGAGAACGCCAGUGGUCCUGAGGGCAACAGCGGGACUGCGCUUACUGCCAGAAAAGAAAGCCCAGGCUCUGCUCUUUGAGGUAAAAGAGAUCUUCAAGAAGUCACCUUUCCUGGUACCAGAUGACAGUGUUAGCAUCAUGGAUGGAUCCUAUGAAGGCAUAUUAGCUUGGGUUACUGUGAAUUUUCUGACAGGUCAGCUGCAUGGCCACAGCCAGGAGACUGUGGGGACUCUGGACCUGGGGGGUGCCUCCACCCAAAUCACGUUCCUGCCGCAGUUUGAGAAAACCCUGGAACAAACCCCUAGAGGCUACCUCACUUCCUUUGAGAUGUUUAACAGCACUUAUAAGCUCUAUACACAUAGUUACUUGGGAUUUGGAUUGAAAGCUGCAAGACUGACAACUCUGGGAGCCCUGGAGACAGAAGGAGUUGAUGGACACACUUUCCGAAGUGCCUGUCUACCAAGAUGGUUGGAAGCAGAGUGGAUCUUUGGGGGUGUGAAAUACCAGUAUGGUGGCAACCAAGAAGGGGAGGUGGGCUUUGAGCCCUGCUAUGCUGAAGUGCUGAGGGUGGUCCAAGGAAAACUUCAUCAGCCAGAUGAGGUCCAGAGAAGCUCCUUCUACGCUUUCUCUUACUAUUAUGACCGAGCUGUUGACACAGACAUGAUUGAUUAUGAAAAAGGGGGUGUUUUAAAAGUUGAAGAUUUUGAAAGGAAAGCAAGGGAAGUAUGUGAUAACCUGGAAAACUUCACCUCAGGCAGUCCUUUCCUGUGCAUGGAUCUCAGUUACAUCACAGCCUUGUUGAAGGAAGGCUUUGGCUUUGCAGGCAGUACCGUCUUACAGCUCACAAAGAAAGUGAACAACAUAGAGACAGGCUGGGCCUUGGGGGCCACCUUUCACCUGCUGCAGUCUCUGGGCAUCUCCCACUGAGGCCAAGCCGUUCCUCUGAGGCCUGCAUUUGUCAACAACCUUGUUAAAGGGAGAACGAGAGAGGAGAGGACUCAGUUGUAUUCUGAGCUAGUCUGGGGACAGCCUAGACUGAAGCCCAGCAGCUGAUUUCAUCUGGAGGAAGGGGCUUUUGUAGACAGGUCUUGCCCUUGAGUCUAGAGAUUUGGAUUUAAUUAAUUUUACACCUCAAAUGUGAACUAUUUCCUAACCACUCUUCAUGCACAGCUGGUACCAGAGUCUAAAUCUUUGAGGUUCCUUGUGUGUCACAGAGAGCCAAAAGGAAUAGCUUUGGAAUUUAACCUUGGGGAACCCAGGGAUGGAACCCUGGGAACCAAAGAAGAAUCUCAUUUCAACCCUU